AUGAACCCCGCCACGCAAGACACCAUCGAAACGUUGCGGCAGCUUCAGAAGCUCUCGAGAGAACUCCAGCCGGUAAAGGCGGCUUUGGCGGCCCUUGUCAAACGUGAGCAGGCGAAUCCAACCCCUUUAGCGGCGGCUGUAUCGCUAGAUAAGAUAGCGUCACGUGUAUUUAACGUGUCUCGAAUGUACAGUGCCUUUUUUGACCGGGCCUCCUUUCUCUUGGAGCGCGAGCUGCCUCGUCUGCAGUGCAUGACACCGCUUCUAGGGAUGAAAGAGGAGGAUGACAAGAGACCCACCUCCAACGCCGCGAAUAAAAAGGAUGAUGUCGCACAUGAUGCUUUUCGUUACGUCUGCUCACCAACGAUGCCACAUAUAUUAAACAGGGCAAAUUAUCAUAUAUUGCGUGGUGUGUUGCGGCUGCGCAUGGAGAUGGUUGACUACCUCAUCGCCACCAAGCGCUACCAGCUGGCGUUUCACGUUGCAGACGUUUACGGACUACCGCUGUUUUGGUUUCCAACGCUCAUUUCACUAUUACUUCCCCCACUUCCACCUAUUCAGGGCGGCAGUAUCAGCGGCGCCAGCAACAACAACAGCAACAGCAACAAUGUCAAUAAUAAUUCAUCGGAAAAUCAGGGCAGAAGGUCAGAAUCGUUGCCCACAUCCGCCUUUGUCACACCAAGCCUGAUACCUUCCCAUCCAGAGGAGCAGGGGACGGCCUACGGCACAGUGGCGCCGGAGCACAUUGCCAUUCAGUGUAUUGAAGCAAGGCAUUCCGUCACAGAAGCCAUCGAGUACUGUGAGGAACGACUGCUACCUGCCGUGGAGCGCAUUGAUAACAAGCGACGGCAAAAAGUUUUGAUGAUGUUGCAUGAUCUUCUGGUGGAACUCCAUGCUACAAGGCUGCUACAAAUUUUCCGAGAUGGAACAACCGCCGACCACGUUGUUGUGCAAUACAUUGCAGCGCACCUUCUGCCACAUGCAUCACGAAGGCCAGCUUUUGUGCAGGCCAUUAUCAAUGUUGCAACGCCACGGAAUGAGCCCUACAACAGUCCAGGAACCAAUGCGGAGAAACCUUCAACAAGCGACGCUGAAGAGCGUUGUGCGUCGUCGUCAAAGGCAAAGGCAGAAAGUUUGCUCUCACAGAAGAACGAAGAGUCGGCGCGUCUUGUGGUUUCUAUGAUGUCUGUAGAAGGCUACCACAAGCUUGCUGUGUCAUUUCAUAAAGUGGCAAUUCUGCUGGGAUCCCAACUCCUCUCCGUCAGUGAAGCCCUCGGAAGACUUCAUGGUAAGGAGGUAGAGAGUGAGGAAGCGGUGCACGGCUGGACGCAUCCGCUGCCGGAUCUUGUGACGCGCCUGGUUGCCACCUCCAUCUUUUUGAAAGACGAGUACUUUGAUCGCAUGGUACUGGAAAGACGUGCCGCCGUUUCCCCAUUUAACCCGCCUAUUCCGGAGACCCACCUAAACACUCAAUCCGGGUCCGUCGCAUUUGACCAAUCAAUGAUGACUCUAGUGGAGGAGACGCUUAGUAGCACCCUCGUGUUGGGUUCACGCAAUGAGGAACCCAGUACAGUGUCACUGACGGCAGGAGAUCUUCUCGACGCAGAGGAACGCUGGAGCAACGACGUACUCUUCAUCAAACGCCCCACGCGCUUCUACUGCUACUUGACAAAGGAGUGCCUUGACGGUGGGACAGGUGGAAACUACCCGGUUGCACUCCCGAACGGGACUGUUGUGUCUAAGCUUGCCGUGAUGCAGUACUGUAUGAAGAAAAGCAAUGAGGGCAAUCUUUCCCAUAAUAUCGUGGUGUGUCCACGCACGAAGGAGGAGUUUUCAUUUUCAUCACUGAGACGCAUAUUUGUGACAUGA
Molecule: messenger RNA, 1866 nt
Organism: Trypanosoma conorhini
Lineage: Eukaryota; Euglenozoa; Kinetoplastea; Trypanosomatida; Trypanosomatidae
Exons: 1
Coding region: 1-1866 (621 amino acids)
Biological process (GO): proteasome-mediated ubiquitin-dependent protein catabolic process
Cellular component (GO): GID complex; nucleus; cytoplasm
Molecular function (GO): ubiquitin-protein transferase activity
Source: RefSeq, a predicted model, not a curated record